AUGUGGUUACUGUCGUUAGUUACUCAAUUCGAUUUGUUGAGAGCAGACGUGUUUUUCACAGAGCGACAAAAAUAUCAGAUUAUCAUUAUGAAAAGAGAAAGAUCUUGCGAAAGAAGAAGCAAGAAUGUAUCUAAGAGGCGCCGUGUAGAGGCUUCUUCAGAUGAAAGUCGUCAGUGGUAUGAGGUGAUGCUUGCCCUGGCGGCCAAAUCAGCUUACAAGCAAGACUUUGCUUCUGAUGUUCAUGAAUGGAGAGAUCACAUUCGGGACUGGCGUGAGUUGACCAGCGCCAUCAAUAAGUCUGAGGAGCGUAGGGAGCUUCCUACCAUACCACAACCUACGCACAAGAUCGAAUGGUUGGCCAGAGUCAAUUUUAAGCACAGACCAGUGCGCCGUGUCGUGCCAGAACAGAGACGUUAUCACACAGUCUCUAGGAAACAAGACAUGAAUUCCUCCUUUUACGUCUACUGAGGAGAGGACUGAUAUUGAUUAUGCAUGGUCGUAAAUGGUGUUUAUGCAAAUGUCAGAAGCCGAAUGGCCGCCUCUACCAUCUUGGUACCACUGUACUCGUUUUUGAUGAUUCACACUUACGAAGUGUUCAUAGCUAUAUUCUGGGACCAUAAUAUGGUGUAUUACAUUGUGGAACCAUUACAUGGUGUAUUACAUUCUGGAACUGUUACAUAGUGUAUUACAUUCUGGGAUCAUUAGAUGGUAUAUUACGUUCUGGGAAUUUUACAUCGUGUAUUGCAUUCUGGGACCAUAAUAUGGUGUGUUACAUUCUGGGACUGUUACAUGGUGUAUUACAUUCUGGGACCGUUACAUGGUGUAUUGCAUUAUGGGACUGUUACACCGUGUAUUACAUUCUGGGACCGUUACAUAGUGUAUUGCAUUAUGGGACUGUUACACCGCGUAUUACAUUCUUAGGUCGCUGCAUGCAUCACUGAACACAAGUGUUGAUGGACAAGGCAUUUCUUACAUAUCUUGCAGACAUACGUAAGCGUGCGUCAAGUACUAUUUUGCAAAGCUUAAACCCAUUUGCCUUCA
Messenger RNA from Saccostrea cuccullata (small rock oyster), 1041 nucleotides. RefSeq lists its product as uncharacterized. The record is from RefSeq and is a predicted model, not a curated record. The transcript is spliced from 6 exons. Lineage: Eukaryota; Metazoa; Mollusca; Bivalvia; Ostreida; Ostreidae. Bases 1 to 468 code for a protein of 155 amino acids.